Molecule: messenger RNA, 2399 nt
Organism: Gopherus flavomarginatus (Mexican gopher tortoise)
Lineage: Eukaryota; Metazoa; Chordata; Testudines; Testudinidae
Gene: GLO1
Product: glyoxalase I
Exons: 6
Coding region: 90-728 (212 amino acids)
Molecular function (GO): metal ion binding; lactoylglutathione lyase activity
Source: RefSeq, a predicted model, not a curated record
AUUACAUCAUCCUGACGUGCCCUAAUUUGCAAUGGUUGCAGUGACUGGCUGGGACGCUCCUCUGUUUCUUACUCUGGGGGCAGCUGCUGAUGAGAAAACGCCCCGAGAGUGGUAUUAGCGCUAUAGAUACGGUUCUUAAUCUCCCCGCGUGCCUGUUUAGCAGUUCCAAUUUCAACAUGUCGGAACAGCAGGAGCUCAGCGGCCUCAGCGAUGAAGCAGCCGUCAACGUCUGCUCCAGCCCGGAUCCCAGUACCAAGGAUUUUCUGUUGCAGCAGACAAUGUUGCGAAUAAAAGAUCCUAAGAAGUCACUGGAUUUUUAUACAAGAAUUCUUGGAAUGACAUUGCUCCAAAAAUGUGACUUUCCCACUAUGAAAUUUUCACUUUAUUUUUUGGCUUAUGAAGAUAAAAAUGAUAUCCCAAAAGAUACAAGAGAGAGAACAGCUUGGACUUUCUCUAGAAAGGCUACACUUGAACUAACACAUAAUUGGGGCACUGAAAAUGAUGAAAAUCAAUCUUACCACAAUGGCAAUUCAGAUCCUCGAGGUUUUGGUCACAUUGGAAUUGCAGUCCCUGAUGUAGCUGAAGCUUGUAAGAGGUUUGAAGAGCUGGGAGUGAAAUUUGUGAAGAGACCAGAUGAUGGUAAAAUGAAAGGACUUGCAUUUAUUCAGGAUCCUGAUGGCUACUGGAUUGAAAUUUUGAAUCCUAACCACAUGGUGACCCUCAUCUAGUUUUAAAGUAACAUACUAUACAGUAGGUACAAGUCUUCUCCAGGAGGCUGAAAACAUGUAACACACUCUACUAUUUAUGAGAUGUAUACUUGAUUGAGAGGAAUUAACCUCAUCCACAAAUAGUUCUUUACCAAUCCUGUUAGAACCUCAUCUUGCUUGGAUUCCCCUUUAUAUUCUUCUUUUGUUUUCUUUUUUGUGAUGCCACUGCUUCCUUUUUCUAAUUAGGAGAGCAUAAUAGCAUCUGUGUUCUGAAAAUGCACUCAUGCAUGUUCACCAUUUAUGCCAGUGGUCCUCAACCUUUUUUGUCUGGCAGGUGCCAGACAACGAGCCACGGAGGACCGUGGCGGCGGACGAGCAUCCGCCAAAAUGCAACGUCAACAGGUGUCGUUGCCGAAAUACCGCUGACAAGCAAAAAUCGGCAGCACUUCGGCAGCGACACCUCUGGAUGACGCUGCUUGUCAGUGGCAUUUUGGCGAAUGCUCGUCCGCUGGCCAGUAUGCGGGCACACUUAGAUGCCCCGGCAGGCGUCAUGGUGCCCAUGGGCACCACGUUGGGGAGCCCUGAUUUAUGCAAAAAUUAGUAUAUUCUCCCCUUUGGCGCUGCUUUGAGUUAGCUAUAUUGUGCAGCCAAAAUUUCACUAUGUUUGAACCAGCUGAGAAUUGGUAUAUUGGGGGUGGGAUGUGUGAGUAGGAAGAUUGCUGUAUCUUAUGUCGUGCAGGUCUAGCACCAGCGACAAGUUUUUCGUUUGUUUGUUAAACUUGGGGAGGGGAUAAAACACUUUAAAUUAGACUUUUGGGCUACAUCGUGCUUAUGCUGAAGUCAAUGGCAAAAUUCCUUUGGACUUCAAUGGAAGCAGGAUUGGGGCCUUUGUGUGUACAGUUAUGUCAGUAAACAGUAGACAUGCAGGAGAAACUUGUAGGUAUCCAAGCUGCUUGAGACUAGAAACUUAAUGGCAGUGGCACAUCGAGUCCAACAGAGAGAGAGUUCAGUGUGCGUUGCAUUUGAGCAGCUAUGACUGACUGCAAGUAGGCAGAGGAGGUCAGCAGACUUGCCACUUGCUCUCAAGAGUGGGCAUCUAAGAGCACAGACUCUGAACAUCUAUUUUGAAAAUCAAGGCUAUAUAGCAAUUAGCUUACAACUAAGAAAUAGCUGAAAAUGCCAUGAUUCCCUGUUCAGUGGCUGAGAGCUGGCAGACAUACUUAUCCCUUAUCUAUGAUUGUGUGUGAUGCCUGGGCUUCUGCUAAAUAUAGUGCAUUUAAAUCACGUCUUUUAUAUCAAGCUACAAUUUGAUACAGGAGUCGGGUUAACUAAAAUUCUAGUAGUUUGUGAAACCAUGACUACCUGCUGUUAUGACAACUUUUUAUCUGCCUUUUUUAAAAUUUAAAAAGUAGUAGUUGCAGUUACACUGAAGUUGUAAAUAACAGGAAAACACUUCAAGUUUAUAAAUCCUACAUGUGAACCAGUUUCUUGUUAAAGUGUUUCAGUAGCCUUCAAAUACUCACUUUACCGUCCCCCUGCUCCCACCAAAAAAAACCCAUAACAAAACCAUCUUGGUAUUUAGUGCGUUUGUAGAAGCACUUUAUAAUUCCUGUUGGCACUGAACAGCACUGAGUGAUGUAACUGUUAAAUCGGAUAGCCCUGUGGCAUCAAAUAAAAGUAUUUCCAAAUAAA